AUGUCCACAGCGAUUUGGGGUGGGCUACCUCUACUCGGGAAUUGCUUUCCACUUCUUAGUGUAACUGCUUGGGCAUAUUCUUGUGGUGAAGAGGAUGAUGCACUUGAAGACUCAAUGAUUUGGACUCUUGAAGUCAAUGACUCUAGUUUAGAGUGUAUCUCAACCAGCUUGUUGUUCAUUUCCAGAGAACCUUUGGCUUGCCCUUGUGCGGCCAGGGGGCUUGAUAAUUGUUGUAUCGCCCUUGUUGAGGAUUCCUAUAGCUUCCUUGUCUAUUUUGAAUGUAGCAAACUUCUUGUGUUGUCUCCUCCCCUUCCUGGUCCUUGA
Molecule: messenger RNA, 324 nt
Organism: Microthlaspi erraticum
Lineage: Eukaryota; Viridiplantae; Streptophyta; Magnoliopsida; Brassicales; Brassicaceae
Source: the annotation of a GenBank genome assembly